Molecule: messenger RNA, 459 nt
Organism: Fonticula alba
Lineage: Eukaryota; Rotosphaerida; Fonticulaceae
Exons: 2
Coding region: 1-459 (152 amino acids)
Source: RefSeq, a predicted model, not a curated record
AUGUCCGCCCCGACCCACGCCUCUCGGCCGAAUGCCAGCAAGGAGCCCCAGGAUGCCCGGACGACGCAAAACUUCCGCCGGUACUUGGAGUCCAGCGGGGCCAUGAAUGCCCUGGCCGCGGCGCUGGUGUCGCUGCAUGACUCGGAACGCCCGGCGAAUGCCAUCCCGCUUCUCCUCGACUCGAUCGGCUCGCAGGAGGGCGACUCUCCGGCCGCCAGCCCGCGGCACCGCGCCCCUUGCUCGGGCUGUGAAGCCCAUGAGCGCGAGGCUGCCCAGCUCCGCGAGCGCCUGGCCGAGCUCGAGGCCCGGCUGGCUCGGCUUGAAUCGCCUCCCCCGCCGCUUGUGGCCCCGGGGGCCACGCUACUUCGGUCCAGCAGCGACCUCGGCGCUGGCGCCGGCAUUGUCGCUCCGCCAACCGGCAGCGUGGGCUACAUCGCCUCCCCGGAUCGCUUCCAGUGA